This is a messenger RNA of Arachis ipaensis, 585 nucleotides long. The record is from RefSeq and is a predicted model, not a curated record. NCBI's taxonomy places the organism in Eukaryota, Viridiplantae, Streptophyta, Magnoliopsida, Fabales, Fabaceae.
AUGCGACGGCAGCAGGGUAUGCGUUUAGAUGAGAGAUACGUUCCGUACUUGCAGAUGGUCGGGUUAUACCAUCUUGCCCGGCUGAACGAGAGAUGGUUUAGGCUGGAUGAGCCCCUGUUUAGUGCAUUCGUGGAGCACUGGCAUCCGGAGACGCACAUGUUUCAUAUGCCGUUCGGGGAGUGCACCAUUACACUGCAGGACGUAGCGUACCAGUUAGGACUGCCGAUCGAUGGACAUUAUAUUAGUGGUUGCCUGACAGAUUUUCAGACGUAUAUCGAGGGUGAUCGGCCAGCUUGGGUGUGGUUCGAGGAGCUGCUGGGUGCAUUACCUCCUGCGAACCAAAUCCAGAAGUUUGCAGUGAACUGCAGCUGGUUCCAGGAGACAUUUGGAGAGCUUCCUGAGGGAGCUGAUGAGCCCACUGUUAGGAGGCUUGAGGACAUGAGUGGGUACAGCUGGGGAUCACCUGCUCUCUCUUGGUUAUACCGGUGCAUGUGCCGCGUGGCGAACAGACACGUGCUGGCCUUUGGCCUCGAGACGGAUGAAUUAGCUCUCACCAUCGGCAUGAUGAAGGCCGAGAUCUCAUGA